Homo sapiens (human) is the source of this 5540-nucleotide messenger RNA. RefSeq names its product TNF receptor superfamily member 1B (gene TNFRSF1B). Gene Ontology annotation, biological process: regulation of T cell cytokine production; negative regulation of extracellular matrix constituent secretion; positive regulation of oligodendrocyte differentiation. The transcript is spliced from 11 exons. Bases 2039 to 3340 code for a protein of 433 amino acids. Gene Ontology annotation, molecular function: tumor necrosis factor receptor activity. Lineage: Eukaryota; Metazoa; Chordata; Mammalia; Primates; Hominidae. Gene Ontology annotation, cellular component: plasma membrane; membrane; membrane raft. The record is from RefSeq and is a predicted model, not a curated record.
ACUCACAGCAAAGCCUCAGACAAGAGAGGAACCUGGAGGGGAGGAGGUGGGAGGCCACCACUCAGCCGGCCUGGGGGCCAUGGGAGUCCAGCUGCCUGCCGUUAGUGGCCAGGAGCCCUCGUCCAUUGCGGCUCUUGAGAGCCCAAACUUGGCCACGGCAGGGCUCUUUCCCAUCAGGCCCUUUGAGCCCUGAUGGGAAACCCUUCCCCAGCCAGGGUGGGAUUUCUUGCUGCCGCCUGGAGCCGCCCUGGCCCUGUGGUUCUCAGGCCCUGGAGGAGUGAGGGGCUCCCCUGGUUACCCCAAGGGCACUCGUGGGGAUGAAGCCCGCGGGAUGCAGGAUUCCCACGAGACCUGUGCUGGCCACUGUGCGGGGUGGGGGGCUGCCAGGGAAGAGGUGCAGCCCCUGCCUGCCUCAGGGAUGCGAUCUGAGGGAAGAGGCAGCUGUGUCUGGGAGGCCGUUCGGUCGGAGGGGGAUAGGCACAGCCCCUGCCCUUGGGGAAGCGCCCAGCAGCAGCCUUCAGGGAAGGCAGUUUGGGGGUUUGCCGAGGGCCAGGAAGACCCUCUGCCGCAGUUAGUAUUCGAUGGAAUGGCUUGUGCAGAGGGAGCUGCAGAAGCUGCCAUUUCUCUGGGUUAGGGGCUCCCACAGCCUUUGGAUGCCGGGUCUCGGCCAUGAGCCCCCUCCGCCACCCCUCCCCCAGGUCACCUUGCUCAAUCCAGGAGGCCGGAUGAUCAGAGUGUGUUCUGCAAAGGAGCGUGAGAAUCACUGGGGAGAUUUCCUUUUUCUUUUUCUUUCUCUUUUUUUAAUGGUACAGCUUCCUGGGCCCACCCCUGAGAUUCUGCACUUGUUUGGGGAGUGGGUGUUGGCUUCAUGACAGGCACCCCUGGGUGCUUUGGACACAGGCAGUGAGCUCCCCCCACACUGUGUGAACCCCUGAGAAGGCUUCUCCUUUUGUCUAGGGUGCCUGGGAGUCUGCUCCAGCAGCAAACCGGGGAGGGGAGGGGUACUGGGACCGAGUGUGUGUGGCAGCACCGUGUCCAGGCAAACUGAGGCUCCAGACGGGGGUUACUUCUUCAGACCCUGUUAUGCAGCAUGGUUCCCACUGCCCGUGCCCAGAAUUCACCAUAGCUGAUGGGCCUGGGGUGGGCCUCCGGGGCAGGCCAGGGUGGAAAGUGCAUCUGUGUUUGAGCUUUGCGGCCCUGGCGCUGGAGUUAGAUCCCUACAGGAAAGGACAUUGUAACCCAGCCCGUGGUUGAGACUAGCAGCUGCUGAGCACCUACGCCCUGCUAGGCUGUGGGGCAACAGCAAAGGGUAACCCCCAGCCUGCAGCCUCAGGGGGGCUUCCCAUCUAGCGAGGGGCCCAGGGAGGCCAUGAGGAGAGCCAUGAGGGAGGAAGGUGGGGACUCUGGGCCUGAGUGACUCCUUCAGGGUGGGGUGCGGGCAGGGAGCCUUCAGGAGGGAGGGUACUGCCUGAGCAGGGCUCUUAAGGGACACGUGGAAUUUGUUACAGGAAGCACCAGGCCAUUCCAGGCAUAGAAAUCAGCUGGGGUGCAAAGGCCUGGGGGUCAGAAGAGUGGCAGAUUGCUCCAUGGCAGGAAGCCCCAGCUCCUCUGGGUCGUUCCCGCUGAGGGAUUCCAGCUGUUGGCACCGAGGGGUGCAGCCAGGGCAGGGUGGUGCUGCCUGCCAGGCUGAGGUGGGAGACAGCUGGGUUUCUAGCCCUGCUUGUCACUCGCUAUAGGUGCAGCCAAACGCUCAGCAGGCCCAAACUCUGGGCAGUCCUGACUCCCAGGCAGUGCUGUGAGGAAGGGGAGGAGGAGGCACACUGAACCCACCUGCUACGUUGGCUGGUGGAAAUUUGGCCAGGUCUGCACUGGCCCAGCGGUGCUGGGUGUCGUGACUGGUGUCUGCUCUGACUGGCUUGCUGACAGCUGAAGUCCAGGAUAGGUCCAUGGCCACGUUGUGCUGGUGGCAUUUACACCCUACGCCCCGGAGCCCGGGAGCACAUGCCGGCUCAGAGAAUACUAUGACCAGACAGCUCAGAUGUGCUGCAGCAAAUGCUCGCCGGGCCAACAUGCAAAAGUCUUCUGUACCAAGACCUCGGACACCGUGUGUGACUCCUGUGAGGACAGCACAUACACCCAGCUCUGGAACUGGGUUCCCGAGUGCUUGAGCUGUGGCUCCCGCUGUAGCUCUGACCAGGUGGAAACUCAAGCCUGCACUCGGGAACAGAACCGCAUCUGCACCUGCAGGCCCGGCUGGUACUGCGCGCUGAGCAAGCAGGAGGGGUGCCGGCUGUGCGCGCCGCUGCGCAAGUGCCGCCCGGGCUUCGGCGUGGCCAGACCAGGAACUGAAACAUCAGACGUGGUGUGCAAGCCCUGUGCCCCGGGGACGUUCUCCAACACGACUUCAUCCACGGAUAUUUGCAGGCCCCACCAGAUCUGUAACGUGGUGGCCAUCCCUGGGAAUGCAAGCAUGGAUGCAGUCUGCACGUCCACGUCCCCCACCCGGAGUAUGGCCCCAGGGGCAGUACACUUACCCCAGCCAGUGUCCACACGAUCCCAACACACGCAGCCAACUCCAGAACCCAGCACUGCUCCAAGCACCUCCUUCCUGCUCCCAAUGGGCCCCAGCCCCCCAGCUGAAGGGAGCACUGGCGACUUCGCUCUUCCAGUUGGACUGAUUGUGGGUGUGACAGCCUUGGGUCUACUAAUAAUAGGAGUGGUGAACUGUGUCAUCAUGACCCAGGUGAAAAAGAAGCCCUUGUGCCUGCAGAGAGAAGCCAAGGUGCCUCACUUGCCUGCCGAUAAGGCCCGGGGUACACAGGGCCCCGAGCAGCAGCACCUGCUGAUCACAGCGCCGAGCUCCAGCAGCAGCUCCCUGGAGAGCUCGGCCAGUGCGUUGGACAGAAGGGCGCCCACUCGGAACCAGCCACAGGCACCAGGCGUGGAGGCCAGUGGGGCCGGGGAGGCCCGGGCCAGCACCGGGAGCUCAGGACUGUCAGACUGCAUGUACAGACAUUGUCUUCUCCUGUCUCCCACGCCAGGCUGUGGGACACCUGCAGAUUCUUCCCCUGGUGGCCAUGGGACCCAGGUCAAUGUCACCUGCAUCGUGAACGUCUGUAGCAGCUCUGACCACAGCUCACAGUGCUCCUCCCAAGCCAGCUCCACAAUGGGAGACACAGAUUCCAGCCCCUCGGAGUCCCCGAAGGACGAGCAGGUCCCCUUCUCCAAGGAGGAAUGUGCCUUUCGGUCACAGCUGGAGACGCCAGAGACCCUGCUGGGGAGCACCGAAGAGAAGCCCCUGCCCCUUGGAGUGCCUGAUGCUGGGAUGAAGCCCAGUUAACCAGGCCGGUGUGGGCUGUGUCGUAGCCAAGGUGGGCUGAGCCCUGGCAGGAUGACCCUGCGAAGGGGCCCUGGUCCUUCCAGGCCCCCACCACUAGGACUCUGAGGCUCUUUCUGGGCCAAGUUCCUCUAGUGCCCUCCACAGCCGCAGCCUCCCUCUGACCUGCAGGCCAAGAGCAGAGGCAGCGAGUUGUGGAAAGCCUCUGCUGCCAUGGCGUGUCCCUCUCGGAAGGCUGGCUGGGCAUGGACGUUCGGGGCAUGCUGGGGCAAGUCCCUGACUCUCUGUGACCUGCCCCGCCCAGCUGCACCUGCCAGCCUGGCUUCUGGAGCCCUUGGGUUUUUUGUUUGUUUGUUUGUUUGUUUGUUUGUUUCUCCCCCUGGGCUCUGCCCCAGCUCUGGCUUCCAGAAAACCCCAGCAUCCUUUUCUGCAGAGGGGCUUUCUGGAGAGGAGGGAUGCUGCCUGAGUCACCCAUGAAGACAGGACAGUGCUUCAGCCUGAGGCUGAGACUGCGGGAUGGUCCUGGGGCUCUGUGCAGGGAGGAGGUGGCAGCCCUGUAGGGAACGGGGUCCUUCAAGUUAGCUCAGGAGGCUUGGAAAGCAUCACCUCAGGCCAGGUGCAGUGGCUCACGCCUAUGAUCCCAGCACUUUGGGAGGCUGAGGCGGGUGGAUCACCUGAGGUUAGGAGUUCGAGACCAGCCUGGCCAACAUGGUAAAACCCCAUCUCUACUAAAAAUACAGAAAUUAGCCGGGCGUGGUGGCGGGCACCUAUAGUCCCAGCUACUCAGAAGCCUGAGGCUGGGAAAUCGUUUGAACCCGGGAAGCGGAGGUUGCAGGGAGCCGAGAUCACGCCACUGCACUCCAGCCUGGGCGACAGAGCGAGAGUCUGUCUCAAAAGAAAAAAAAAAGCACCGCCUCCAAAUGCCAACUUGUCCUUUUGUACCAUGGUGUGAAAGUCAGAUGCCCAGAGGGCCCAGGCAGGCCACCAUAUUCAGUGCUGUGGCCUGGGCAAGAUAACGCACUUCUAACUAGAAAUCUGCCAAUUUUUUAAAAAAGUAAGUACCACUCAGGCCAACAAGCCAACGACAAAGCCAAACUCUGCCAGCCACAUCCAACCCCCCACCUGCCAUUUGCACCCUCCGCCUUCACUCCGGUGUGCCUGCAGCCCCGCGCCUCCUUCCUUGCUGUCCUAGGCCACACCAUCUCCUUUCAGGGAAUUUCAGGAACUAGAGAUGACUGAGUCCUCGUAGCCAUCUCUCUACUCCUACCUCAGCCUAGACCCUCCUCCUCCCCCAGAGGGGUGGGUUCCUCUUCCCCACUCCCCACCUUCAAUUCCUGGGCCCCAAACGGGCUGCCCUGCCACUUUGGUACAUGGCCAGUGUGAUCCCAAGUGCCAGUCUUGUGUCUGCGUCUGUGUUGCGUGUCGUGGGUGUGUGUAGCCAAGGUCGGUAAGUUGAAUGGCCUGCCUUGAAGCCACUGAAGCUGGGAUUCCUCCCCAUUAGAGUCAGCCUUCCCCCUCCCAGGGCCAGGGCCCUGCAGAGGGGAAACCAGUGUAGCCUUGCCCGGAUUCUGGGAGGAAGCAGGUUGAGGGGCUCCUGGAAAGGCUCAGUCUCAGGAGCAUGGGGAUAAAGGAGAAGGCAUGAAAUUGUCUAGCAGAGCAGGGGCAGGGUGAUAAAUUGUUGAUAAAUUCCACUGGACUUGAGCUUGGCAGCUGAACUAUUGGAGGGUGGGAGAGCCCAGCCAUUACCAUGGAGACAAGAAGGGUUUUCCACCCUGGAAUCAAGAUGUCAGACUGGCUGGCUGCAGUGACGUGCACCUGUACUCAGGAGGCUGAGGGGAGGAUCACUGGAGCCCAGGAGUUUGAGGCUGCAGCGAGCUAUGAUCGCGCCACUACACUCCAGCCUGAGCAACAGAGUGAGACCCUGUCUCUUAAAGAAAAAAAAAGUCAGACUGCUGGGACUGGCCAGGUUUCUGCCCACAUUGGACCCACAUGAGGACAUGAUGGAGCGCACCUGCCCCCUGGUGGACAGUCCUGGGAGAACCUCAGGCUUCCUUGGCAUCACAGGGCAGAGCCGGGAAGCGAUGAAUUUGGAGACUCUGUGGGGCCUUGGUUCCCUUGUGUGUGUGUGUUGAUCCCAAGACAAUGAAAGUUUGCACUGUAUGCUGGACGGCAUUCCUGCUUAUCAAUAAACCUGUUUGUUUUA